This is a messenger RNA of Tetrahymena thermophila SB210, 2052 nucleotides long. RefSeq lists its product as hypothetical. Gene Ontology annotation, cellular component: centrosome. Gene Ontology annotation, molecular function: protein binding. The record is from RefSeq and is a predicted model, not a curated record. Lineage: Eukaryota; Ciliophora; Oligohymenophorea; Hymenostomatida; Tetrahymenidae. The transcript is spliced from 5 exons.
AUGUCUUAGAGCACAAGAAGACUUUAAAUAAAGUUAGAGGAAUAGGAAAAACAGCAAAAUCUCAUUUUGAACGAUGUUAUCUUAAAUGAACAAAAUUGUUAGAUAGUAGCGGAAUUUUUCAGUAAAUUUAACCGCUUCCAGACCAUUGAGCUUAAAGGAAAUAAUAUAACACCAACUGGGUUUGCAAUAAUUUGUAAAGCUCUUCAAGGAAACCAAAAUUUGAAAGAACUCCAUUUAGAAUGGAAUCAAAUAGGAUAGGACAGUUAAGAAGGUCUUUAAGCACUGCUAAAUUUACUUGAUUAUUGCUCAAACAUAACUCAUAUUGAUUUGAAAAACAAUAACAUUAAUUCAGAUGGGGCUUAUAUCAUUUCAAAAAUUCUUGAAGUAAACAAAAAUUUGCUUUCACUUGAUCUUAAGUGGAAUGACAUUGGUGUUAAGGGAGCCGAAAUGAUUUUAGAUGGACUCGAAAAAAAUACACAAAUAAAAAGUUUAGAUAUUUCAUGCAAUAAGGUACCUGAAGAAAUGAUAGCCGAAGUUAACAGGAUCCUGAAUAGAAAUAGAAGUGGAAAUUUUGCUAAUAUGAAUGUUCCAAGACCACCAAGAUAACCAUCCAGAUAAGACAAGAACGAACCAAUUAGAAUAUAGGAAAAUUUUAAUACCCAGCCUUUAAAAAAUAGUAUGAACAUAUCUUCUGCAUAAGACAGGCAAAAUGCUUCAGUUUAAAGUGUCAACAUUUACCCAUAAGAAGGCCAAUAGAAUACCUAAAAUUUUUAGAGUAGAUAAUAACAGGAUAAAAAAUAAUCUAUGAAUUAGAUCGAAAAAAUGUUAUAAAAUGAGAAAAAGAGAGUAAAUGAUAUGAAGGAAAGAAUAGAGCAAGAACUUUAGGAGGAGUAAAGAGUUAGAUAAUAGUUUGAAGUUAAUUUAUUAAAGCUGAGGGAUAGCGUAUUGCAAAAAGAAGGUGUCAUUUCUGGGUUGUAGUUGGAUUUUAACAAUUUAGUAAACGAAAAUAAUUAUCUUCGUAAUGAUUUGGAAAAGGUCAAGGCUGAUUUGUCAAUUUUACAAGAUAAGUACUCAUAAGCAAUAGAGGGAUUAUAGGAACACAUUUCAAACAAUAAUAAGGUUGUUGCUACCCUUGAAAGAGACUAAAUUGAGGCAGUGACUAUUCUUGUUUAAGAUUAAUAAAGAAAUAUGACUGAUAUGAUUAGAGAGUGGUCAAGUCGUUAUAAUAGUCUUGAUGAGAAAUAUAUCUCUCUCAAAUCUAUUAAUGAGGACCUUAAAGAUAAGAUAAAUAUAAUUCGUGAACAGAUGUUAAAAAUAAGAUUGGAUGGAGAUGAUUAAAAGAGAAAUUUAAAGAUUAGAAUUUAAGACGAUGUACAAAGAAAGUAUGAAAUACCUAUAAAAAAUGUAGAAAAUGCUUAUCGUGUAGCAUAGGAUUAGCGAGAAGAAAUAUUGAGAAAAAAUCAAGAAAUAGUAAAAGAUAUAAAUUAUAAAGAGCAAAAGUACCACUCUGCAAUAUUAAACUUAGAGAAGGAAAUUGCUGAACAAAGAUAGCAACUCAAUACUAUUCAUAACAAAUUGUCAGUUAGAAAUAUGAAAAUUGAAUCUCACAAAACAAAGCACGUUUAAAAAGAUGAUUAAAUACAAGAUUUGGAGGAAGAACUAUUGGAGGCAUAAAGAGCAUUGCAACGCUUGAAGGAUGAUAACAAAGAAAAGUAGGAAUAUGUAAUAUUCUAGCAUAAUAAUGAGAAAAAGCUCUUUAAAGAAUCUUAGGAAUUACUUCAUCAGAGAGUUCUCGAGCUUGAAAGAGCAAUUAGAAACCAAGACCAAUAAAAUUCUCGCUUAAAGACAGAAUAUGAAAAAUUGUGCCAUGUUUUGCAAUCAAAUAUUUAAAGAUCUGUUGUAGAUACUCUAGCUCAUGAAUAAAAUGUAUUACAUGUUCCUCACAUAAUUCACAGCAAUCCACCAAUAGUUUAUCAAGUUCCUCCAUAAUAAGUAGUUUACACUAAUGUGCCGAUUAAUUAAAUACCCAAUCCUAACUACUCUCAUUUGUGA